ACCGGAACCGAAGGUAGUUAGGCUGCCAAUCAUUAUUGCGAUACAUCCAGUAGAGUGCAAGGUAUCCACUGUGGAAACGUGGAGCGAGUUACGUUGACGCUGACACAGCGAUGAUCGCGUAAUUGGAAUCACGUUGACGAUCACGUUCACACUCAGAGAUCGCGAGCUCUUCGAGAGAGGCGCGCGAGAAUGUCGCGUACAAGAGGUGAGAAAACCGGCAACGGCGGCAAAUGCGAGGUUAGCGUGUGGACACGUGCAAUCACAGCCAACUCCGAAUGGCCGGACAAGGAAGAAUUUCUUGAUGUAAUAUAUUGGGCAAGACAGGCGAUUGGUAUCAUCGUCGGUAUAGGAUGGGGCCUUAUACCUUUGAAAGGUUUUUUAGCUUUAUUGUUAUUUGUAUUAGUCAAUGCGGGAAUUACGUAUUUAUACUUUAGCAGUUUCCAACAAAUCGACGAGGAAGAAUUCGGCGGCGUGUGGGAACUGACGAAGGAGGGCUUUAUGACCUCCUUCGCCGGCUUUCUGGUGAGGAAUCAGAGUGCAAGAGAAUUUAUAUUCCCAUUAGUAGGCGCAUAGUGAUGUGUAUUAUAUAUCGUUGUCUGUGUCGAUAGGUGACUUGGAUCAUUAUAUAUUCCGGACUGCAUUUCGACUGAUUUACACCAACACAAUCUACGUGUACAAGGAGCAAUAGCUUUGUCAUCACAGAUCGUCGCCGCUGCCAAAUUCGUUAUAUACGUAUGCAAUAGUCAUCGCCAAGAUUGGGAAGUAACUCGUUGCUUGUAAUGCCGUUACCGUUACUUUUCCUCAACAAUGACCUGACACCGUCAUUGCUCCUUACACUGGUAACGAUAAUGGUAACGUGAUUACAUUUCUCGGGCAACGAAUCGUUACUUCUUGCACACGUAAACCAUUAAUGUAUACUAUAACAUCAGUUGGUGUAUAUAGGAAGGGCGGCAACGAAUCGUAAAAGUAUGUUUUCAAAAUUUGGUGAAAAAGAAGUAAUGAAAAUUGUAAAUUUACCUGCUAAACGAGGAUGAACAUACUGAGUAGCAAGACGGUAACAAGUCACUCUUUUUUUCUUUUUUUCUCAACAAAUAACAAGUAACGGUAACGAGUUACUCUUGAAAAGCGCAGCUCUCCCAAUUCUGGUAAUUCCCUUGCAUUAUUCGUUAUCUUAUUAUACCGUUACGUAUUGUUACAUACACGUAUGGUUUUAUUGUAUAAAAAAUCUUCUUACCUUCUCAAAAAUGA
Molecule: messenger RNA, 1248 nt
Organism: Dinoponera quadriceps
Lineage: Eukaryota; Metazoa; Arthropoda; Insecta; Hymenoptera; Formicidae
Exons: 3
Coding region: 190-573 (127 amino acids)
Biological process (GO): mitochondrial respirasome assembly
Source: RefSeq, a predicted model, not a curated record